Molecule: messenger RNA, 2038 nt
Organism: Sipha flava (yellow sugarcane aphid)
Lineage: Eukaryota; Metazoa; Arthropoda; Insecta; Hemiptera; Aphididae
Gene: P5CDh1
Product: delta-1-pyrroline-5-carboxylate dehydrogenase, mitochondrial
Cellular component (GO): mitochondrial matrix
Molecular function (GO): L-glutamate gamma-semialdehyde dehydrogenase (NAD+) activity
Source: RefSeq, a predicted model, not a curated record
GUGCGCGUUGUUCGACGUCGACGUGUUACUACCAACUUGCUGGCGGCCACCGCUCCGCCGCCGGAUACCGGGCAUAUUCUUCCCCCACCCCGUGCGCCUACCCCGUUGCCCGUCGCGCGCUAUCUUUUUUCCCCGCGGCAUAUCUCUCUCUCGCACUCUCGAGCCGAAAUCGUAGUGUCGCUCGCGCGCCAGUUGGCCGUUUGUCUGACACAGGGAGGUCAUAGCCGUCCACGAUCGAACCGAAGCUACCGUAGGUCGUCGGUUAUUGUUGAACUGUGCUGCGAGAACUGUCAAAUUGUGUCAUCAUGCUGUCAAACGCGAAUCGAUUUUCCUUGGCCACGCGAAUCGGAAUUCAAAGUUUGUGUUGCCGAAGCAUUGGAUCUGUUACUCUUCCUAAAAUUAAGGAUUUUACUGUAGAAAAUGAACCACUUUUAGAAUACUUACCAGGUAGUAAAGAACGUAAAGAAAUAGAAGCCGAAUUAAAAAGAUUAUCUGAUAAUGUAGAAGAUGUUCCAAUUAUUAUUGGUAAUGAAAAAAUCAAGACUAAAGAUAUUAGGUAUCAAGUUAUGCCUCAUAAUCAUGGCAAAAAAAUCGCAAAAUUUUACUAUGCAUCAUCUGAUUUAGUAACAAAAGCAAUUAAAGUUUCUACAGAAGCUCAAUUAAAAUGGGAUACUGUUCCUUUAGAAGAAAAAAUAAGUAUUUGGCUUAAGGCCGCUGACUUAAUGGCAACAAAAUAUCGAAUGAAAUUAAAUGCAGCUACUAUGCUGGGUCAAUCAAAAACUGUUAUUCAAGCUGAAAUAGAUGCUGCUGCUGAAUUAAUUGAUUUCAUCAAAUUAAACGCAUUUUUCGCCAAGGAAUUGACACAUUACCAACCAAUAAGCGAAAAUAAAAAGGUUACUUUAAAUAGUUUACGUUAUAGAGGCCUUGAUGGUUUUGUUGCUGCUGUGUCUCCUUUUAAUUUUACUGCGAUUGGUGGUAAUUUAGCAUAUACUCCAGCUUUAAUGGGAUGUUCUGUUGUAUGGAAACCUUCAGAUACAGCUAUUUUAUCCAAUUGGGUGAUCUAUGAAAUAAUGACUGAAGCAGGAGUUCCAGCUGGUGUAGUUAAUUUUGUCCCUGCUGACGGUCCUGUAUUUGGUGAUACAGUUACAGCUUCUCCAUAUUUGUCAGGCAUUAACUUUACUGGAUCAGUUCCAACAUUCAAUCGCUUAUGGUCUCAAGUUGGUGAAAAUAUAAAUAAUUAUAAGAACUUCCCAAGAUUGAUUGGUGAAUGUGGUGGUAAAAAUUACCAUUUUAUACAUCCAUCAGCGGAUGUGACAUCUGUUGUUACCGGCACCAUUCGUUCUGCAUUUGAAUAUUGUGGUCAGAAGUGUUCAGCAUGCUCCAGAAUCUAUGUUCCUGAAUCAUUAUGGCCUAAAAUUAAAGAAGGAUUACUUGACCUCCGUAGUAAGUUGAAAAUUGGAGAUGUUGCUGAAUUUGAUUCUUUUUCUUCAGCAGUUAUUGAUGAUAAAGCAUUUAAUCGUAUUACUGGAUAUAUUGAACAUGCAAAGAAAUCUCCUAAUUUGGAAAUAAUUGGUGGAGGACAGUAUGAUAACAGUAAAGGGUAUUUUAUACAACCAACCAUAGUUGUGACUAAAGAUCCGUUGGAUAAAAUUAUGACAGAAGAAAUCUUUGGACCUCUCUUAACUGUUUAUGUUUAUAAGGACUCUGAGAUUGAUAAGACUGUUGAUCUUGUUCAAAGUUCUACACCAUUUGCAUUAACUGGAGCUGUAUUUUCUCAGGAUAAAAACUUUUUGAAAAAAUCUCUUGAAACCUUGAAAUACUCGGCUGGUAAUUUUUACCUAAACGAUAAGUCAACUGGUUCUGUAGUAGGACAACAACCAUUUGGUGGAAGCAGAAUGUCAGGUACUAAUGACAAAGCUGGUGGUCCCCACUAUAUUUUACGAUGGACGUCACCUCAGUCAGUCAAAGAGACAUUUGUACCUUUAACUGAAUGGAAAUAUCCUUACAUGAAUUAAAUUAUAUACAGAUUGGAAAAAGA